Molecule: messenger RNA, 1998 nt
Organism: Lytechinus pictus (painted urchin)
Lineage: Eukaryota; Metazoa; Echinodermata; Echinoidea; Temnopleuroida; Toxopneustidae
Product: small nuclear ribonucleoprotein F-like
Exons: 4
Coding region: 41-379 (112 amino acids)
Biological process (GO): spliceosomal snRNP assembly; mRNA splicing, via spliceosome
Cellular component (GO): U1 snRNP; pICln-Sm protein complex; catalytic step 2 spliceosome
Molecular function (GO): RNA binding
Source: RefSeq, a predicted model, not a curated record
UUUAAAUUUGAAUUUUUUUACUACUAUAUGUAUACAGGGAAUGCCACUGAAUCCCAAGCCAUUUUUAAAUGGACUCACUGGAAAGCCUGUGAUGGUUCGUCUCAAAUGGGGAAUGGAGUACAAGGGCUACUUAGUAUCUGUUGAUGGUUACAUGAAUGUUCAGCUUGCAAGUACAGAGGAAUACAUUGAUGGAACAUUUACAGGAAAUCUUGGCGAAGUACUAAUCAGUACUGGUCUGGAAGAAAUUGCAUGGUUGUCCUCUGGUGGGCCGCCUGGUUUGACUUGGGCCAAACCUUGUAAAGAGUCACAGAGGUGUAACAAUGUAAUGUACAUCCGAGGUGUGGAAGAAGAAGAAGAGGAUGGAGAAAUGAGGGAAUAACAGCAGUACAAUGAUGAACCUUCAAUGGACAAUAACUAUGUAUAUUUUGUGUAUAUUUGUAAUAAUCAUCCAAUAACUGGUUUACAUCCUGGAAAGUUCAUGGAAUGUUCUACAAAAGAAACUAAUAGAUGGUGCCUUUUCCUGGUUGGUAGUCAUAUGAGAUGUUCCAUGCAGAACCAGUUCAUGGUCAAAAUGGUGAAAACACUGGGAAGUAUGCCUAUUUUUCGUGGUAUUGUGCCACAAUUGUGAUUUUCCUUCAACAUAUUUUCUCCUUUUGUCUCGACAUACUCAGACGUACAAGUUUGAAAUGUUUGAUGUUAUUUAUUAUCUUAAAUAGUAAUAUUUGGCUUGUAUCCACAAUGGUCUAAUGCUCAGACUGUCCAACACCAUCAUGGCAAAAUCCUCUUGGUCUACUAUCAAUUUUGGCAAAUAUCAUUUGGUCAAAUAAAUUUUAGUUUAUUAACAGUUCAUCUAAUGGUAUAGACUAAGUGGUGUUAGACCAAGUUGAUAUUAGACAAAAUGAAUACAGCCUGUCUGGAAACAAGACAAAAUGAUAAUUGAUUAGAACAAAUGUUUAAUAGUUAAACUAAUGAACAAUUUUUAAACUAGUUGUGAUGAGACUAAAAACACAGUACACAAAGUGGAUAUAGACGAAGUGUCAAUUUUCCAAUAUCUUUUUGUUUGAUCAUGUAUUUCCAUGUGUUUGGACAUGGGACGAAUAUUAUUCAUGUAAACUGAAGAUGAAUAGGAGUCCAUUUUUUUUCAGUUUCACUGAUUAUAAGAUCACCCGGGACUUCUUCAUAUUGUCUUGUCUAUUGCAAAGAUAUUUUUACUCAAUUAUGGUUGCAUUUGAUUUAUACAAAAGAUUACAACUAAUUUUAAAGGGAGGAUAGAAUAUAGAUAGUACAUGUACUUUUAGUUCUUCUGCAGAAUAUUUGAUUUAACUUUUCUGGGAAAUAUUGUAUAUUAUUGAGUUGGAAAUACAUGAGGGUGACUGGUGAUUUUGCCCUCAUGACAACCCAAAUCGCUCCUAAAACUCCCCAAAAGUCCUCAAAAUGUGUGCUUCGAGAAGGAGCAAUAGCUCAGGCGGUAGAGCAGGGGUUUCGGAUUCUGGUGACCUGGGUUUAGAUUCCCACUAAGUACGCUAGUGCCCUUUGGUAUUUAAAAAAAGCAUUAGUCCUUAAGCCGUUGGUCCUCUGGUUGCUUGCUUACAAGCAUUCAUGCUUUCUUAGUAAUCAGGUAAAAAAAAUAUCACCACCACCACCAUUUUUACAAGAGCUUCCAAAAUUCUGCAAAGGGACCAUUCUAAUUGAUGAUAAUUUUUUACCCUCUUCGUCAAUUCCAAGUGGCAUAACUGAAUAUUGGAGCAUUGGAGGCAAACAGUGAAAAGUGAUGUACAGGCCUUUGAAUAAGUCAUGUUGAGGUGUUAUUUUGUAUGUUGAAUGUGUUAUGCACUGCUGCAUGGCAAUCUCGACUGUUUUCUUCAUUAUAAAAGGAAAUUCUGUUAUUUUUAGGGAUUGAUUAAGUAAAUGUUGAUUGUUUUUUGUAGUCGUGUCUAGUCAUUUUGUAAAAUUUUUCCGACCAAGAGGAGGUUUUAAAUAAACCAUUUUUAUAAAGAA